AUGGACGGCGACCAACCAUCCCCGCCCAGGCCCCGGGGUCGUCCAAGAAGAGACGCCUUCGAGGGUCCACUACCUAGGCCCAGAGCUUGGGCCGACCCGAACCUCCCACGUCGUCAGACGCGCGCUCAGCGUCUUCAAAAGUUGGCGGAUGGAAACGUCCCCCUUUAUGAGAUUGGAGACGAUGGCCAAGCACGACUAAACAACAGAAAUCAGCUUCGCAUCCGGAAUCUUCAGCUCUUGGCCGAUGGGAACAUCCCGCAACUGGGGCUUGGGGAUGAUGGAGAGGUGGUAGUGUCAAAUCCAGGGCAAGGGCAAGCCGGAGCCUGGCAACAACAACAACAGCAACAACAACCAGUACCGCCCCCAGAGUCUCAGCCGGAGCCUCGGCCCGAGCAAGGAGGGGAAGAAAACCUCGAGCCGGAAGGAGGCGGUCAGGAGGGCGGAGGAUCAGGAGGAUCGGACGAAGACCCAGAGCGAGGCCGAGGAGGGGGAGGUUCAAUUCCAGAUGGAGAUGAAGGUGCUGAUUCCAGCGAUGGUAGUUCGGACUCUGAGCCAGAACUAGAGCAAGAACCAGAACCAGAACCAGCAUCUCACCCCCAAACUCCAAGUCCCCAUCCUCCCCAUCCUCAAACGCCUCCCCAACAACAACCACCACCAGCAGGCUAUCACGCCCUCGCUCUCAAUCACGGGCCAUCUCCCGCCCACGCCCAACCACCUCAACUUCCACAAACACCACCACCACCCUUCCAUCAAAAUUUUGCGCAAAUCAAUAUCAAUAACUGGACUCCCGGAAUUAUCACCCCGCCUCCUCCUCCUCACGGCAGUGUUCAAGUAUCACCCGCUGACUCCGCCAUCGAUGUCCGGAGUCCUACACCUCCUCUUCCACAUGUACAUCUCUUUAGUCCAAACUUAAACCAGGCUUGGGACCCAGCGGACGCCGAUGAAGACCAUUUAGAAGACGAGGAUGACUCAGAAGAUGGAAUUUUUGGACUAGGUCAUGGAACGCCCGGCCCGGGUCUGCCUGGUUACGUUAACCCACAGCCGCCCUCUCCUCUUGAGCUGAAUGCGGGCGCGGACUGGGCUGGGCUUCAGGAGGAGGGCAACAAUGGUAGUCCUCCACGACAUUAUCCUGUCCCAGCUGGGUUUGUACCAGGGGGUUGGGGUGGUAGCUUUGUCGGUAUCGGGCAGCAGCAGCCGGGGCCUCAAGUAAUGCCGGUUCUGAGUUAUAAUGGGGCGAGCCCGGAAGAGCAACCACGGGACGGUAAUGAUGAUAGGUCGGAAGAGGAGGGACGCUCUGAUGCCGAGAGUGAAGGUGCAGCUGCUGCACGAUUUGGUGAAGAACCAAAUGACAGUUCGUCGUCGUCGUCGUCUUCUUCUUCUUCUUCUUCUUCUUCGUCGUCGGAUGAGGAGGGUAAAGGUAUAGCUGGUGGUUAUCACCGACGAGAGUCAUCUGACAGUGAAGACCCGCCAGAGGGGGGUAACCAGUACGAUCACCACCCCGUCGAAGGUGAAUGGUACUUCAACGAUAGUGAAGAGGCGCGUGAAGAUGAUGACGAUGAUGAGAACCAGCAAGAGUUGCCGCCGUUGAAUGAUCAGGGGCAGCAGCAACCACAGCAGGAGCAGGAACCAAAUGCUCCAGCCGGCGAAGAGCAUCCAAGACGGCCUAGGUCCAGUUCGCUUCCCGACUUCGACGACGAGCAAUGGGAGCGAGAGGAACAGGAACUGCAGCGCCGUAACCAAAGGAACAGACCGCUUCGCUGGUUCGAGAGGGGUCACACGGUGCGGUGCCAGCCCAUCGGUGACCUCGCGAUACUGCCCGAGCGGCUCCAGGGCCACGACUCCGUCGAGAAUAAUGCCCUUCGCUGGUCCAGGCCCUCUCUCGACUUUGGGAGGCAUAGCCGGCCACCGGCGUUUCCUUCGGAUUUUAGCUCUGAGGAAGAGUGGGAUGACUAUCCUGAAGACGAAGACGAAGAAGAAAAGGAGUCGAACAAGUCUGGUUGCACCGACUCAUCAUCAUCAUCAGUGUCGAAGUCUAGAGGAGGCUCGUCCGAUAGUGACGACGAGCUUCCUCCGGUUGCCAUGCCUGUGAAUGGCACGAGAGUUAGCUCUGAAGGUUCUUCUUCUUCUCCUCCUCCUGUGGGACGAAGCUCGCCCAUUCACCAGCGAUCAACUCCUGCAUCUUCUCCGCCCCCUCAAAACCCCCCUACUAGUCCCAGUCCUUCCUCUCCCAAAAAGAACCGAAAAAAGGGAAGGACUGUUCCAUAUCGUCUGAAUCUGGCAAUCAAACUCCAUGGGACAGGGCGGGCCGACUGGUGGCGUGAUCGCGAACUCGAUCUAGCCGACGACAUGGCCGCUCGAACAGCCCGCUCAAAUGCGCCUCCGCCAUCAGCUGGCAUCACGACGGCCACCACUGCCGCAGGAAACGCCAAAUUAGGUCAAAAACAACAAACCCAGACCGGCAACACAAGCAAAGAUGCCGUCCCAAAACCUCAAGAGCAACAACAACAACGCCCAACAACCCCAAUCCGCAAGCCCCCCCUCCGCCGCAACAGCGCCGGCCCCUUCCACCAUGCCGAAUACCCCUCCACCACCGUCUUCCGGGAAGACUUCACCUUCGUCCCGCGCGACGGCCGCCGCUCAGGUCCCAACAGCGUCUCUGGCGAUGAUGGUACUUCCAGAACCAUACCCGACUACAUCGGCCAAGGCGACCAGGACAUCAGUCCACAAACCAAGAACCCUCCCAAAGUUCCCCAGACAGGCCACGUCGUACCUGGCACGCGCGAGGCGAGGGUGCAAGUUGGCGGCAAAGGGUUCCCGCAGGUUCACAAAGAUAAGGGGGUGAAGGUGUGUGAUCCGGGUGAUGCGUAUGUCUCGGAGGAGUCUUCUAGCGAUAAAGAGGAGGAGGAAGUGGAAUCGGAAGAAAAAGAGAAGAUUCCGACCAGAAGCAAGCCAAACCCUCUUCGGCUUUCGAAGAUCAACUGCCCCGCCUUUUCGACCGAGAGUUACCUGGAGAGACAGAGACAGGAGCAGCAGCGUCAGCGAGAAGAUGAGCGUCGACAAGAAGCCGAAGAGAGAGCAGGAACUUAUUACCAGUACAACCCCCGGUACGACCUGGGUUACACCGGCGGGUUCACAGGCAGCGCCAUACCCGCGUGGAUGAGUGGCGCCGGCGCCGGAAGAGGGUCGGAUAUUUCAUCGCUUCCGAGGACUUCAUGGAUCAGUCAGGCGUUGUCAUCGUCGACUGCUAGCUCAUCGCUCGCUCAAACCUCUGCUUCCACUUCUGCAAAGCGAAGUUUUUCUUCCAUCUCGGAUUAUGACGAUGAUGACGACGAUGAUGACGAUGAUGAUGAUACCGAUGAGUCGGUCGGUAGCUUGGCGAAGAGACUUCGCUUAUUUCCUGAGCCUUCUUCUGCCUCUGGCUCUGGCUCUCCGAAACGGGCACGUCCUGCUGAUGAAGACGAAGACAAAGCGGAGGAGGGUGAGCGUGAGCGUUACAGCAAGCGGCCUCGUACGGAGACACCUAGAGCUAAUGCUUUGGGUGCCAACUUUGUGGGUUUCGGCGGCCAGCAGCAAGCGGAUGCCGCAGAGAAUGCGCAGGACUCAGCAGCUGAGAUGUAUGACCCAGCGAUGAUCGAAGACGAGGAAUAUGAUCCAAGGACCGUUGGACUACCUCGCAUCUACGGCGGCCCGGGUUCGAGGCCCAGAGCGAGUAGUGUCGCUGGGUCGGCCCAGAGCCACCGCCGCCGAUCGAAGGAGUAUGACCCGGUAACUGAACCGGAGGAGGAAGGGUAUGAUCCCAAACAUCCUUCUUCUUGA
Sordaria macrospora k-hell is the source of this 3816-nucleotide messenger RNA. RefSeq lists its product as uncharacterized. The record is from RefSeq and is a predicted model, not a curated record. NCBI's taxonomy places the organism in Eukaryota, Fungi, Ascomycota, Sordariomycetes, Sordariales, Sordariaceae.